Messenger RNA from Somion occarium, 835 nucleotides. The record is from the annotation of a GenBank genome assembly. Lineage: Eukaryota; Fungi; Basidiomycota; Agaricomycetes; Polyporales; Cerrenaceae.
GGUAACAAUGUGUUCGUAUGUACUUAUGGUAUCGGUCAGGUUCGAGCAUGGAUCAAUGAAUGUGUUUGGGUAGGUUUUAAUAAGUGGUUACAAAUGAAUAAUGAGAGGGAAAGGUGUGUUCGUAGAUCCGAAAUGAAAGUGAUCGUAACAUCUGGUCUUGUACAGACUUACGAAGCACGUUCAACGAGCUCCCACUGCCUGCCCUCCUCCCCCCAUUUCCCUUCACCUGAACCCUACUCAACGGCAUCUACAUUGGAGCCACACGAUUUCUUCAUCUCUUUAGAGUUAAACUCGGAAUUCACCGGUACUUUGCAGGUCCUGGGCAAGGUCUUCGAGCAUGCAUUUAGGGUGCUUUGCCUGAUCUCCUCUGGACAUUCAAUUGGUAUGCUCAUUGUCAAUUCAGCAAUCUCCUCGUGGCGUCAUCAAAUACGGGUUUCUAGUUGUGACAUGACCAUAGCAUUGGCGAGAAUCAAUGUCUUAUGCAGCUACCCCAAUAUUUACGGGAUCGUCGAUGUACGAUAUAUUUGCUUAGUUGCUAGCAUCGAUGAGCAGGAGCAGGUUCAGUCUCCGUUCAGAAUCACUGUGUCGGACCAGUGAUUGCUCAGUGAACAAGGCAAUAAGUAGUUUGACUCGUCCGAUGAUUUCAUCUCCAUGGUAUGAAGAUCUGGAAGAAUUAGAUAAACCAGAAGGCUUCGCGGGUAAAGUCGAAGUUGCGGAGAUAGGUCAAUUCAGGAGAUAAAUCAGCGAAUGGGGUGAAGGAAUGCACCAGAAUGGACAAAGGGGUUACGUUUUCAUAAUAUUCUCAUAAGUUGAUGCCGAUCCUAUACAUCAAACA